AUGGGUUUCGUACAGAGAGUUCUCAAGCGGGCGCCUGCUUCGCCGCCCCUACCUUCGAUCGACGCGGGCAAGAGCAAAGUGAAGACAAAUUCCAGACUGGCGUUCUUUCGGCGGCCGCUGCGAUUAAAGGGCAAUUCUAGCAUUUCAAUACCCCUUGGCGUUGUUCUCCUGUUUCCUUGCAUCGUUGUUGUAUUGAUAUUGGUGCUGUUUGUCCGACACCCUAAAUCAGGGGUUGGCAUCUUAAUGCCUGCUGGAGCACCACCAGCUAUCAGGAAAAUCAGCGAACAGCAUGAUAAAGUCUUCGUGACAGGAUGUCUAGAGCCCGAUACUUCGAAACCGAGAGCGAAUGCGGCGUUUGUGGUGUUGGCAAGAAAUAAGGAGUUGGAGGGUGUCAUUCAGUCGGUCAAGUCCAUCGAGAGACAUUUUAACAGAUGGUACCAUUACCCAUACGUAUUCUUGAACGAUGCAGAAUUCAACUCGACAUUCAAGGAGACGAUCCAGAACUACACCAGUGGUAAGGUUGAGUUUGGCACUAUCGACCCUAAGAACUGGGGCUUCCCGGACUGGAUCGACCCCAAAGUUGCUAAGGAGGGCAUUGCUAAACAAGGAGACGCUGCUAUAAUGUACGGCGGAAUGGAGAGUUAUCACGCCAUGUGCAGAUUUUAUUCUGGAUUCUUCUACAAGCAUGAACUUUUGGCGAAGUACGAAUGGUAUUGGCGACUGGAGCCAGAGAUCAAGUAUUUUUGUGACAUUACGUACGAUCCUUUCCUGAAGAUGAUUGAGGCGAACAAAACAUAUGGCUUCACAAUCGCGGUCAAAGAAUUGAAGGAGACUGUGCCCAAUAUCUUCAGAUACGCAUCUGCAUACAAGAGAAUGAACAAUAUCACUUCCCAGGGUCUGUGGGAGAUGUUCGUCGAGCCGCAACCGGAAGAGCCCAAGGAUGUCCCUCAGGAGGAAACCAAGCACGCACUCCCGGAGGAGAUUCUUCGUGGAGAUCCAUCCCGCGCAUCCUUGCCAGAUAUCGAUCCGGAAAACAUGGAGGGGGAAAAGUACAACAUGUGCCAUUUCUGGUCGAAUUUCGAAAUUGCUAGACUCAGUUGGUUCAGGAGUAAGGAAUACGAGGACUUUUUCCAGAUGAUGGAUCGCAGUGGAGGGUUUUGGAUGGAGAGGUGGGGUGAUGCACCAAUUCAUUCUCUCGCAGCCGGAGCACUCCUUGCUCCUCGCGAUAUCCACUACUUCCGUGAUUUCGGAUACAGACAUACUACCAUCCAGCAUUGCCCGGCGAAUGCUCCGACGAGGCAGAUGCCUCGAUCGCCUUUCCUAGAGACGACCACUGAGGACGAAAAGAAACGGCGAGAGGAAGACGAGUAUUGGGACUCAUGGGAUGCACCCAAGGAGAAUGGUGUAGGAUGCAGAUGUAGAUGUGACACGGAUAUCGUGGACGUCGAAGGAAAGCAAGGUUCAUGCUUAGCUGAGUGGGUUGACGUUGCUGGUGGCUGGGCAAGCCCUUGA
This is a messenger RNA of Drepanopeziza brunnea f. sp. 'multigermtubi' MB_m1, 1512 nucleotides long. RefSeq lists its product as uncharacterized. Gene Ontology annotation, cellular component: Golgi apparatus; membrane. Lineage: Eukaryota; Fungi; Ascomycota; Leotiomycetes; Helotiales; Drepanopezizaceae. Gene Ontology annotation, biological process: cell wall mannoprotein biosynthetic process; protein N-linked glycosylation. The record is from RefSeq and is a predicted model, not a curated record. Gene Ontology annotation, molecular function: alpha-1,2-mannosyltransferase activity.